This is a messenger RNA of Rhineura floridana, 953 nucleotides long. Its product is annotated as 5'-AMP-activated protein kinase catalytic subunit alpha-1-like. The transcript has 6 exons. Lineage: Eukaryota; Metazoa; Chordata; Lepidosauria; Squamata; Rhineuridae. Gene Ontology annotation, biological process: protein phosphorylation; intracellular signal transduction. Gene Ontology annotation, cellular component: cytoplasm. The annotation marks the transcript as partial. The record is from RefSeq and is a predicted model, not a curated record. Gene Ontology annotation, molecular function: ATP binding; protein serine/threonine kinase activity.
GGAGCCAUAGUCUCCCUUCUGCGGGUGUCGAGGCGGGCAAGCGGGCGGGCGCUUCUGUCGUUGAGCCGUCUCCUCUUCGCCCUCAGUCCUCGCCGCCGGUGCCUCCCUCGUUACAGUCUCGACUCGCUUUUCUUUCUCUCCUCCUUUCUUUUCUCCUGUCGGGGAGGGGAAGCCAGUCUCGUUCCUCGCUCUCUUGUGCGCAGGCUCGGCUCUCGGCGGAAGAUGGCGGCGGCGGCGGAUAAACAGAAACACGAGCACGGGCGGGUGAAGAUAGGGCACUACAUCUUGGGGGACACGCUGGGCGUGGGCACCUUCGGCAAAGUCAAGGUUGGCAAACAUGAGCUGACUGGGCACAAAGUGGCAGUGAAGAUCUUGAACAGGCAAAAGAUUCGCAGCCUUGAUGUGGUGGGGAAAAUCCGCAGAGAGAUUCAGAAUCUGAAGCUUUUUCGGCAUCCGCACAUAAUCAAGCUGUACCAGGUUAUCAGCACACCAUCUGACAUUUUCAUGGUGAUGGAAUAUGUUUCAGGAGGUGAACUGUUUGAUUACAUCUGUAAAAAUGGAAGGCUUGAUGAAAAGGAGAGUAGACGUCUGUUCCAGCAAAUCCUUUCUGGUGUGGAUUAUUGUCACAGGCAUAUGGUAGUCCAUAGAGACUUGAAACCUGAAAAUGUACUGCUUGACGCACACAUGAAUGCCAAGAUUGCUGAUUUUGGCCUCUCAAAUAUGAUGUCAGAUGGAGAAUUUUUAAGAACAAGCUGUGGUUCUCCUAACUAUGCUGCUCCAGAAGUAAUUUCAGGAAGGUAGUUUCUCUUCUUGGAUAAAUGUAUAUAUGUAUUCUCAAAAACAAAGUCCUACUCUUCAGUGUUAAAGCUGCAAGGUUAUAUGCAGGUCCUGAAGUAGAUAUAUGGAGCAGCGGAGUUAUUCUUUAUGCUUUGUUAUGUGGGACUCUUCCAUUU